Molecule: messenger RNA, 888 nt
Organism: Cydia strobilella
Lineage: Eukaryota; Metazoa; Arthropoda; Insecta; Lepidoptera; Tortricidae
Product: pyrokinin-1 receptor-like
Exons: 1
Coding region: 88-888 (266 amino acids)
Biological process (GO): neuropeptide signaling pathway
Cellular component (GO): plasma membrane
Molecular function (GO): neuropeptide receptor activity
Source: RefSeq, a predicted model, not a curated record
GUUCUUCAGAUCAAUCAGUCUUAACGCCGCAGUAGCUUGUGAAAGAUGUGCCAUACAUUCACUUCUAUAAAUUUUUAAACUUAUUAAAUGGCUAGUGAUCAAGAUAAUACAAAUAGUUCUUUCACGUGGUUCGGGCCGAUAGCAAUCGGUGAAGAUGGGGAUGAAUAUGACAAUGAUGCCGUGAAGAUUCCCGUCAGCAUUCUGCUGGUUUUAUGUUUUAUAAUGAGCGUAGUUGGAAAUGUAUGCACUUGUGCUGUCAUCAUUCGUGAUCGCUCCAUGAGAACACCUACCAACUGCUACCUGUUUAACAUCGCUAUAGCAGACCUGACGACCGCUUUGUUUAUCCCGUUCGAGAUGUAUGUCAUGUGGGCGCCUGACGCUUAUCCGUUUGGAGAAGUGGGAUGCAUCAUUCACUUUCUAGUGUGGGAAUGUUUAUCCAACUGCAGUUUGCUGACGAUAGCUGCGUUCACGGUGGAAAGAUACCUGGCGGUUUCCAAACCUUUCCUUCGUCAUACGCUGACCUUAAAGCCCCGUGUGUAUAAAAUUAUUGCCAUCAACUGGUUGGUCUCCGCCUGCUUUUGUUUGCCUGAUCUUUUCCUCAUACGUUUAUACGAGAAGAAUGACCAAGCCUACUGCUAUAUGACACUGCCUUUCUUUCUAAAACUGGUGAUAGUGACUGAGAUGUGUGUGUUCUUCAUAAUGCCGAUGACUAUGAUAUUCGUGUUGUACAUAUUGAUUGCAUUUAAAAUCAAAUCGAUGAAUGUGCCGAAUGGAACUAGUCCGGUGAACGGGAAGCAGUAUAGAGACAAGACCAUAAUGAUGUUGGGUAAGACGUUAAGAAACAAGGAGGAAUGGAAAUAUUUGCACGCUUCUGGCAAGCUUCGUUAG